Molecule: messenger RNA, 4779 nt
Organism: Rosa rugosa (rugosa rose)
Lineage: Eukaryota; Viridiplantae; Streptophyta; Magnoliopsida; Rosales; Rosaceae
Exons: 2
Coding region: 1792-3939 (715 amino acids)
Source: RefSeq, a predicted model, not a curated record
UCAUGAUGACGUCAGCACACCACUAUCUUCACUUUUUCCCUUCUCCCUCUCACCCGUGCAGCAUUUCUUUUUCUUUUUUUUUUCUUUUUCCCCUCUUCCUCUCAUUUGUGGCCAGCUAGCAUCAUCUCUCUCUUCCUCCCUUGAAAGCCACCGAAACACCACACACAUAUUUAUCAAUUAUCUCAUUUUCCUCUCUUCUCGAACAACCAUAUCCUUCAUUCUUCCUCUUCUCAGAGCCGCACCACCAGACCCAAAAUUUCCAAUUCAUUUCUCUUCCUCUACACACACAACCGAAACCACCACACUAUAAACCCCAUCUUUCUCCAUUUUUUUUCUUCUACUCACCAAAAUCCAACCUACCUCACCAAGAUUUCUUCUCCUCACCAAAAUCCACACUUCCUCACUAAGACCCACUUCACCAAAAUUCCAUCUUCUCAUCAAUUUCACAAGAUUCAAAGGGGAAGCACUUCAAGCAUAAAACAAUCACCACUUGGGUAAAAAGGGAGAAAUUAUAAUUCCAAGGCUUAUUAUGUUUGCUUUUUAGCAUUUGUAAUUUGUCUUGGUUGUUCUCCCUCUUCUAUACCUUUCCCUCUUUUAUUUGUAUGAAAUUGAUGGAAUUGAUGAUGUAUAUAUUUAUGGGUAGUGAGUAGAAAUUUUGUUGGGGGUUAGGGUUGUGUGCCCUAGCCCAAAUUUUAUGUAAAGGAUGCCUAUUUUAAUGUCAUGAUGCAAUUUAAUUUGAUGGAUGCUUAUAUCAAUUUUUGUUGGGUUGAAAUGCAUGUCUAGGAGCCUAGUCAACUCUAGGGUAUGUGUUUUGAGCAUGUCUAGGAUGGAGUUAGAGGCUUGACCCCCUCUAAUUCCUAAGCUAGAACCCUCAAUUUGGUAUUGUAGGGGUUAUAAGCAUGGUGAUUUACACCCGCCGCGUGAUUGCGAGGGUGAAUCGCUUAGUGGUCUAAUUCUUGAGUAUUAUGCCAAUUAGAGCGACUUAGAGACCCUUGAACCGGCUCUAGCUCUCUCUAAUUGAGUUUGUGUGACCCUUGAAACGGCACAUUAAUACCGUAAUUGAGAAUAUAUGGUCCUUGAGCCUUGAACCGCCUUGGAUACGACUACCGCCUAAUCAAGAAUUUUGCAUCUACAUUAGAUAGCUUCCGGCACAUAGGAUUUGGGUGAAGGAACCUCCCUAGCACCCAACACUCUCUUGUCUUGAAUUUUUCGCAAAUUACUUUAGCAUUGCAUUUUUAUUUUUAGCAAUUUUCUAUUUUCGGUUCUUAAAUUUAGUUUAAGUCUUCACAAUUAAAAAUCACAAUUUCGGAUACUUGUUGCUAGGAUAAUUUGUAUUUGUGCUUAGUUGUCCGUAACUAAGUGGGGGGUUCCCUAUUCCCUUGGGUACGAUACUUGGAGCUUAAUUUAUUUGCCCUAAACUUGAUGACCGUGUUGUAUUACGCGUGAGGCGCUAGUAUAGGCACCGAAUCAAUGGCGCCGUUGCCGGGGAUUAGGGUGUAAAAACCUUAUUCCCUUGGUGUUCGGAUUCUUAGGCACUUUGCAUAUUUUUCUAGCUUUUUCUUUAUUUUGAUUUGUGUGUGUUAAAUAUUGAAAAUAUAUUUUGGUAAUUUUUAUUGCCAUAAAAAAAAUUCCAGAUUUUUAUUUUUGUGUUAUAUGUUACUUGUUGAGUUUUUAUUAUUGUAGUAGAAAAGAAGAAAAAGAAAAAAAAAGGUUUAAUUAUUUGUUUGAAUUACUUGUGUUUUUCUUGAAUUCUAGUUUCUAAUCAUUUUCAUAGUUUUCUUUUGAAGGUGCAUGAGUGAACUUCCUAAUAAGAGAGGAAGAGGUAGACCAAGAAAAAGGGUGAGAAAUCCGAGGACUAAAUCUUUUGCACCAUCGAGGACUACUUCACCUAUUUUAGAAGAGAGAUCACUAAGUCCAAGAUUUGAAGAGGUAGAAAUGGGUGAUGUGGAGAAUAAUGAGAGACCAAUUAGAGCCUAUAGUUGUCCUACCGUUGUCAACCAACCUUCUUGUAUUGUCUUGCCACCUUGUGGAGUCAAUUUUGAGAUCAAGUCUUCUACUCUUCAAAUUUUGCCAAAGUUCAAUGGCUUUAGUCAAGAGAGGCCUUACACUCAUGUGAAGAUGUUUGAAGAAGUAUGUGGUACACUACAAUUGGGAGGGCUUACACCGGAUAGCUUGAAGAUGCGUCUUUUUCCCUUUUCACUUCAAGACCGGGCAAGAGAAUGGUUACAUAGACUACCUCCCGCGAGUAUACGAUCAUGGCGUCAACUUCAAGAAGAGUUUUUGAAUGCAUUUUUUCCUCCCCACCGGACUACAAGUAUGAGAGAUGAUAUCUUGAGGUUUAUUCAAUUUGAUGGAGAGACCUUGCAUGAGGCAUGGGAGAGAUUCAAGGACAUUGACCUUGGAUGCCCUCACCAUGGCCUAGAUAAGUGGUUACUUAUUGAUUCAUUCCAUAGAGGCUUGCUACCGGAAUCUAGAAGACGUGUGGAUAAUGCCGCACUUGGAAGCAUUGAAAAUAAGCAUGCUACGGAAGCUUGGGGUAUCAUUGAGGACUUAUCUAAGCAAAGUGCAAGGUGGGACUCUCAUGACCGAAGAAGAAGACCAAGAGAUGAGUUUGAGAAACCAAGGAGUCGUGAAUUGUAUGAUGAGCAUAAGAGUCGAGAUUCCUAUGAUGAGCCUAGGAGAGGCCGUGACACCCUUGAUGAUUCAAGGAGGAGCCGUGAGUUGUAUGAUGAGCCACGGACUCGUGAGCAUGGUAUUGAUGUGAGAGGCCGAGAGCCUUUACCUAGAGGCCGUGGGAUUUAUGAGGUGUCUAUGCCAAGUGAUGGAAUGAUGAGUUCAAAGUUAGAUAGACUUGAGAAAAAGAUGGAGCAAUUACUUGAAAAGCAAGAUCGUGAGCCACACAUUUCACAAGUCAAGGCCAUGCAUUCUACUCUUUCUACUUGUCUUUUAUGUGAGUCUCCUAGCCAUGUUACUCAAGAAUGCCAUUUAGCACAUCAAUAUCCCGAUUUUGUGGAGGAGCAAGUAAGGGUAAUAAAUAAUUUUCAAGGAAGACAACAAAAGAAUGACCCUUACUCUCCAACAUAUAAUCCGGGGUGGAGGAAUCACCCCAAUUUUUCAUGGGGAGGCAACCAAGGUGGAUCAAGUUCACAUGGUGGUGGUUCUUUUAGUCAUCAAGGGCAAGGAGGUUCUAGCUUUGUUCAAAGAGGCUCUAGUGGCUCAAGUUUUAUACCCCAAGGUCAAGGAGGUUACUAUGGUGCAUCGCAUAGCCAAAAUGGCUCAAGUUUUUCAUCUUUUGGCCCUCACAACAAUCAAGGGCAGAUUUCACCUAUGCAUGGCACACAUGGGAAUGUCACUUAUCCUUAUGGUUCGAAUGUUCAAAAUGGUCCUCCCGGAUUUGUGCAAGGUAGUGGCUAUGGAAACACCAAGUUUCAAGGUGGUUCUAGUGCUUUUCAUGGAGGCAACCAAGGCGGGAAUUACAAUCAUACAUCUAUGUCACAUGCUCCUUUGCAUUCUAGUGAGCCUAGCAAACCCGGUUUUGAAGAGUUGAUGAGUAAACUCAUAGAAGCUCAAAAUUCUACAAAUGCGAUCAACAAGCAAACUAUUGAUUCUCUUCAAGCGGGCUUGCACAAAUUGGAGACUCAAGUUGGGCAAAUGGCCUCUUCUAUGCACUCAAGACCGCAAGGGUCUCUUCCUAGCAAUACGGUGCCUAAUCCUCGCAACAAUGAGCAAGCAAAUGCUAUAUCUAUUCUUAGAAGUGGAAAGGUCUACGACAAUAAGAAAAUAAGCAGAGUUGCGGAAACGAGAGAAAAUUGUGUGAAAUUGGAGCAAAUUGGAGUUUCCGAGAAAAGGACAAAAUUGUCAAUGCGGGUCAACCGUGGUCAACGCCAUCAAGGGAGCGGAAUUCAAUUACCUCCAGUAGUAUUUGCGGAAGUGCAUUGAGAAGAGAGAAGAAGAAAAAAAAAAAGGGAGAGAAAGCAAAACAAAAUAAAAGAGAAAAGAAAAAAAAAAAAAUCUGCACCAUGCUGACGUCAUGAUGACGUCAGCACACCACUAUCUUCACUUUUUCCCUUCUCCCUCUCACCCGUGCAGCAUUUCUUUUUCUUGUUUUUUUUCUUUUUCCCCUCUUCCUCUCAUUUGUGGCCAGCUAGCAUCAUCUCUCUCUUCCUCCCUUGAAAGCCACCGAAACACCACACACAUAUUUAUCAAUUAUCUCAUUUUCCUCUCUUCUCGAACAACCAUAUCCUUCAUUCUUCCUCUUCUCAGAGCCGCACCACCAGACCCAAAAUUUCCAAUUCAUUUCUCUUCCUCUACACACACAACCGAAACCACCACACUAUAAACCCCAUCUUUCUCCAUUUUUUUUUCUUCUACUCACCAAAAUCCAACCUACCUCACCAAGAUUUCUUCUCCUCACCAAAAUCCACACUUCCUCACUAAGACCCACUUCACCAAAAUUCCAUCUUCUCAUCAAUUUCACAAGAUUCAAAGGGGAAGCACUUCAAGCAUAAAACAAUCACCACUUGGGUAAAAAGGGAGAAAUUAUAAUUCCAAGGCUUAUUAUGUUUGCUUUUUAGCAUUUGUAAUUUGUCUUGGUUGUUCUCCCUCUUCUAUACCUUUCCCUCUUUUAUUUGUAUGAAAUUGAUGGAAUUGAUGAUGUAUAUAUUUAUGGGUAGUGAGUAGAAAUUUUGUUGGGGGUUAGGGUUGUGUGCCCUAGCCCAAAUUUUAUGUAAAGGAUGCCUAUUUUAAUGUCAUGAUGCAAUUUAAUUUGAUGGAUGCUUA